This is a messenger RNA of Laetiporus sulphureus 93-53, 1805 nucleotides long. RefSeq lists its product as uncharacterized. Bases 263 to 1645 code for a protein of 460 amino acids. The record is from RefSeq and is a predicted model, not a curated record. Lineage: Eukaryota; Fungi; Basidiomycota; Agaricomycetes; Polyporales; Laetiporaceae. The transcript is spliced from 2 exons.
CACCGCCGGCACCAGCGACGACAAGCAAAAGACAGUCGCCAACAACUAUGCUCUUCGCUCCUCCACCAGCCUCCUCGACGACCCGCUCUCCCCCGCCGUCACCGGCUUCACGCCCAUCGCUCCUUCACCCAAGCCCAACGCCGUCCGUCCGUCACCCUCGCCCUCGCCGCCCAAUCUCGGGCGUAAGACCUCCUUGAUUGACCUCAAAGACUGGGUCGUCGACGAUGGUCCGUACCCACCUGCGCGCGAGGCCUACGUAAACAUGAAUGGCAAGGCCGGGAUGCCCAUCGCCAUCGCUUCCCGCCCACCCCCACGCCACGUCUCAGACGCAGCGCGUUCCCCCGGCCCGCUAAUUAACCUAGAGGCAUCACCGCCUACUGCGAGCAUGCGCCCAAUACCGCCCCUCCCUCCCCGCAAGCCAUCAUAUGCUUCGCUCAAGUCGGUGACGACCUCUGAAUCGGCCUCGUCCUCUAUGGCCCGCAGCCCUACGGCUCCAUCACCACCCAAGUUACCCCCGCGGGAUCAGCUCAGCGUCGACAACGCACGUAGCCCUUCAGCACGUUGUGGUGGCCAAGGACAAGGGCAUGUCUCUGGCUCCUCAAUAUCCUCCUUCCAUUCAGUCUCCCUCUCAGACGGCGCGAACGACCCACCAAGCGCGCAGCACCUCGGUGCUUCCCCAUCAUCAUCAACCAGUCUCACCGAGUCUUUUGAGAACCUCUCCGCGACGUCGAGCAUUAGCCCAGCCCGCCCUUCUCCCGCACACGACUGGGAGACCUACAUGUCUCUCUCUCGCCCGUCCUCCGAGCCGCCCAAGCUUCCACAACGACUCAAGAGAAAACCUCCCCCAUCGGAGACGAGCCUCUCUCGUCCAACAGGCACACCAAAGCCCUCACCGCCUCCGCCUCCCGUCCAUCCUCCCAUCCGUUCCCGUGCGCCGCCCUCGCGCACAUCCUCUACGUCCACCGCCGUAUCAGAACAAUCGUCCAUCUCCAUGCUCACCGCCUCCUCUGCAACUUCACAUACCCCAUCCAUCAAUAGUUCCUAUGUCACUAUCAAGCCGACACCAACCACGACGCCCAAGUCCACUCCUGUACCCGUCCCUGCGCAGCUCUCCAGACCCACACCCGUCCCUCCCGCGGCCCGCCUACGCUACGAAGCGCUGUUUGAUCGAAACAUAUUGGCGCAGCGAGCAGUGUCGAGAGAGAAUACCAAGUCCCCCCCUCCGGGCGUUGCGCACACCCGCAAGGCUGCUGGCUGGCGCGGGCUCUCGGUCGAUCUGCUCACGAAUCCGGAUUUGUCGACUGCAGAGAAGGAUCAUGGCGUAUCAGAGGUGGGUUCAGACGAGUGGCUUGCAGGGGAGACUGUGAGGCGAAUAUGGUCGCUAUCGAGAUUACAGAAAGAGAGACUUCGGACGAUAUGGGCGGACUGCGACCCGUCAGGCACGGGAACGCUCGAUCGCGAGGCGUUUGUCAAGGGCAUGUGGCGGAUCGACGAGGAGUUGCGACACGCGCAUCUACGCAUGGGACGCUAUGGCAAUCGCGCCCUCACGCGACAUGGAUCGGCACCGAAUUCGAGGGCGUUGAACCUGUUCGGCACGGAGGGACUGAGCAGGACGGGCUCGGGAUCAAAGUUGAUUCUGCGAUAGCAAUGGUACUCUUAAUCUAUAGCAUUUCGCUGCGAGGUGUAUCUAUGUCUCAUGAAUGUUUUUGUGCUUGGUGGACUCUUCUGAGCUGUAUCAUAAUUAACAUAUCGAUGUUGAACGUUGAACGUUGAACGUUAACGUUGAUCAUUGGGAUCAUUGGAAU